Molecule: messenger RNA, 3123 nt
Organism: Exserohilum turcica Et28A
Lineage: Eukaryota; Fungi; Ascomycota; Dothideomycetes; Pleosporales; Pleosporaceae
Exons: 2
Coding region: 1-3123 (1040 amino acids)
Biological process (GO): autophagy; peptidyl-serine phosphorylation
Cellular component (GO): cytoplasm
Molecular function (GO): protein binding; ATP binding; protein serine/threonine kinase activity
Source: RefSeq, a predicted model, not a curated record
AUGGAUGCGGAGCCUUCGCAGCAGACACAGCCUGCCACGCAGCAGGUCCUCGAUCCUCGUCGUCUAGGCAGAAACAAUUCAGGUUUGAGCGACUGUGACAUCGCCGAUGUUCUCGUUAUCCUUCACCCUGCUACCCCGACAGCAAUCAAGAUUGUAGAGCAUGCAGCACAGCACCGGCCCGAACAUGUCUUGUUCCGAAACUCACUCGACUCAAUGACCGGAUCCAUCAAUGACAUCGAGGAGCAAGAAACCUUCAUAAUCAACGCCCACCAAGAUCAACCUGAACGCAGCUCUCGCGUUGGUGCAGACCUAGCCCUUCGCCUAUCAUCCGCAAAGAAGCUGAAAUUCAAAGAGCUCGGAUUCAUAUUCGGCCGCAACCAUCAGAGUGCCGACAUCAUCUUUGGUCAAGACUCUGGUAAAAGGAUAAGCAAUCAGCACUUCCGAAUCUACCUCAACAUCGAUGGCCUACUCAUGCUCGAAGACAUGUCCACCAACGGCACUAUUGUUGACGAUUCACUUCUCAAGUGUAAAGACCCUCGCUUCAGCAAGAUUCGUAUGCUCAGCUCCGGCUCCAUCAUCUGCAUACAAAAUUCAAACGACGCAGAGAUGAUCAAGUUCAUCGUCCGCGUACCUUCAAGAGUGUCACACAUGGAUCGGUUCCGAGAAAACCUCAGCAACUUCAUCACACAGUGUACACCCAACUUUGGGGAGGAACAGAGUAAGGCUCUACAACGAGUCACCAAACAGUAUGGUGGGCCUUCGAUGAAGUGGGACGGUGGAGCACACUACAACAUCAUUGGGCAAAUUGGCAAAGGAGCUUUUGCUACCGUCUAUCAGCUCGCAACUAAAAUGACCGGAAAGCUGCUGGCCGCGAAAGAACUCCAGAAACGCCGCUUCAUGAAGAACGGUAUGCUUGAUAAGAAGAUUGACAAUGAAAUGAAGAUCAUGCAGGAUCUGCGGCACCCCAAUAUCGUCGAGUUCGUUGAGUACUACGAUCAAGGUGAUUAUCUGUACAUCAUCAUGGAGUUCGUCAGACAGGGUGAUCUUCAAGGUUACCUCAACCAGUACGGCUCCAUGAAGGAGGAUGUCGCAAGGUCCAUGGCUCAGCAGAUCCUCAGCGCUCUCAGCUACCUACAUGGAGCAAAAAUCACUCAUCGUGAUAUCAAGCCGGACAACAUUCUCAUCGCUGAUAUCGACCCUUUCACCGUCAAGCUAUCGGAUUUUGGCCUUUCAAAAGUUGUCAAGCAUGAGGAAACAUUUCUCAAAACCUUUUGCGGUACAUUGCUAUACUGCGCUCCAGAAGUCUUCCCUGACUUCAACGGGCAAUCAAAGGGUACCAAGCGUCGGCGUGGCGCCAAGGUGUACCACUCGUACAGUUCCUCGGUUGACAUAUGGUCUUUUGGAGGUGUUCUCUGGUAUGCACUCUGUGGUGAGCCCCCGUUCAAGGGCAUUGCCGAUGCUACGGGUGAAGCCAUGUACAACAACAUCAUGGAAACAUCACUCGACCCAACGCCUCUCCGCACGGCGGGUGUCUCUGCCGUCUGCAUCGACCUUCUGAUGCAGAUGCUACGGACGGACCCUGCAGAACGCCCCACAGAUCGCGAUUGUCUGAACCAUCCAUGGCUCAAAGAGGGAGCAACCAUCCCUGCCGAUCCUGUUUUGCAGUCUAUCGCCGAAGAGGACGAGGAAGAGGAGGAGGAAGAAGCCGAGCAGCAAUUGUCGCAACUCAGCCUUCAAGAGGAGAUUCCGGAAUCAGAAGAAGAAUCUGAUAUCCUUUACGAUGAAGAGCUUAUGGGUUUCGUCACAGAGCGAAAGCCAAAACGAGUCCGCGCCGACCCACUGUAUCCACGAAACCAAGCGCGAGAUCGCGAUGAUUCCAGUAUCGAGCCUUCUUUCGCGUCUUCACACCUCGUUCAAGAAGAGAGUUUCCAGGUCAUGCCGACGCCUAGACAGCCUCGUCUCUUCGGUGAGAUUGGACGUUCCGCACUGGAAAGCUCGGGCGUACUAAGCACGCACGCCAAUGACGCUUUGUUACGCGAAGAGUCCAUUCAACGUGCUCAGAAUGACGGCGCUGCAGACUCGAUGGACGCCGAAGACAGCGUGGAGCAGCAGCGAGGGCUCUUUACCGCGCCCGCACAACUGAAGCGAGGCGUGUCGUCACCCAGCCUCUUGGGCACCGAGUCUCUGGUGAGAGAUCUCAACAUGACUUCGCCGCACUCUCCUGUCUCCCGAACGCAGAGUCCUGCCAUGCCAGCAACGCCCAAGACACCAGAAGUCGUUCAACACAAUUCUUUGGAACAGUCAAAAGAGUUUAGUCAAGUGAGCGAGCCGACCCCGAGAGCACGACCAUCUGCAAUGAACCGGCUGAUUGAGCUUCCGGUUACGGCAUCCUACUAUUACGACCCGAGAGACCCCAACACACACAAUUUGGAGUAUGCUUCGAGAAUAAGUGGGCGUGACUUUAUGUCGAUGAGCCGCGAUGCUACGAGUGCGGCGUCUGCAUAUCCGGAUACAACAGGAGCCUCAGAGACGAGUGGAACAUCGGUAGCAUCAAGUGAUGCAGCAGCGUCUUCUCCUGCUGCCGACAUACCGUCCGUACCUGCUGAGCUCGAUAUUCGUCCACCUCCACGGCGACUGGGCAAGCUUGUUGCGACACCAGAUUCGUUUGUACCCAAUCUCACUCUCAACAUUACCCAGAGCAAAACUUCAUGGGGUCGCCUUGGAAACAACACCAUUGUGUAUGAGCAUAGCCGCGAUACGCGUAUUCCAAAGACAGCGUUCAUAAUCUUCUUCUACUCAUCCAGUGGUCAGACGCAGGAGACUGUUGACGAUUUGUCGCAGCGAGGCAAAGACUGGACUAGCUUGCAGAACCUGAACAUUGGUAUCUGGACAUGCGCCACCCACGGCAUAUCCAUCAACGGCAAGCAUCUCCGGAAGAAAGACGAAAAGGGUCAUGCCUUGUUUGGUCACCUACACACUGGCGACAUUGUGCAGGUAUACCACGAUUCGCGCGGAACCGAAUGCCUGAAGUUUCGCUGCGAAUUCUACCUUGGUGCCGGCAAGGAUCCACGCCCAGCGGGCAGUGACUUCCAUACACUCAUUGGAAACAGGCUCUCACAGUAG